Podarcis lilfordi (Lilford's wall lizard) is the source of this 17354-nucleotide messenger RNA. NCBI's taxonomy places the organism in Eukaryota, Metazoa, Chordata, Lepidosauria, Squamata, Lacertidae. The record is from the annotation of a GenBank genome assembly.
CCAGUUUCAUCAUCUCUUCCCAGAUCUCAUAUCUUCCAAAGGGGAAGGGAAAUGGCAGAAGGCUUGGAAGUCUCCCCCACCCCUUCAUAAUUCCCACCGUGGAGUUCUGGGCUCUUAGGAAGAAAUCCAGUGCCAACGUCUUCCAGAAUGUCUCUCCAACGAUCAAGGAAGUGAGUGGUGAUGCCCAGGUUUGGGAGAGAUUUUCUAAAAUCUGCACGGCCAACUUGGUGUUAAACAAAACUUGAGUUUUGCCAGUGGCUAAGAGGAUUCAGAAAAGGCACCAUUUUCAGAUAGGGCAACAUUGGUCUUGCCUGUUUCAUGAAGAUGGGCAUUGCUGAUUUUUUUUUUUUUUAAUGGGUAGCCGUUUCUUCUAUAAAAUACUUUCAGAGAGCAAUUGGAAAGAGGGGAGAUGGGAAAGGCAGAUAGAAAUAUAUUUAAGCUGCAGUUGUGGCAAGGUGCAACUCAACUAAUGGUGGAAGAGGUCUUGGCAUCAGCUAAGUUGCCACUCCUGUUUCCACAGAGAGUUUGGUGGAAAGAGGCAGUUCCACUUUAGCUUCUAAUCUCAGCCAUUCACUCAUUAUUAUUUUUUAAAAAAUGCAAAAUUCCUACAAGAGGUUUGCAGGGCUGAGUGUUCUCCCUUCCUUUCCCCAAGUCAUACUGACAAGGCACGUUGAGAAAAAUCUGCAACAACAGAUGGUAGGGGCUGCCACCUUUGCUUCCUGAACACCUGGCAUAUGCAACAACUUUGCCUGCAUUCCCCAUGCACGGCUGCAACAAAUUCUGUCCGCUCAACCCACAAAUUCUAUCCUCUCGACCCAUAAUUUUCAGCCUUGCCCUUUUGGGUUCUGUGAGAUGCUCCUAGCUGCAAUAGCAACAGGGGUGGGAUGAUUUGGUUCAGUUUGCUAAUUGACCUUGUUCAGUAUUGUCUAUACCAGUGGUUCUCAAAGGGUGUGGCAUGCCACACUGGUGUGGUGGGAGAGGUAAGUGUGGCAGGAAGAUUGAUGGACAAUCAGUAUUAUACCUUGGGAAUGAUUCAUGUCCUUAUGUAGUUGCCUUGUUUAAUACUUCAUGGAUGUCCCAUGAAAGACCUACAUUGGCUCCCAGUACGUUUCCGAGCACAAUUCAAAGUGUUGGUGUUGACCUUUAAAGCCCUAAACUGCCUCAGUCCAGUAGACCAAAAGGAGCGUCUCCACCCCCAUUGUUCUGCCUGGACACUGAGGUCCAGCACCGAGGGCCUUCUGGUGGUUCCCUCACUGUAAGAAGCAAAGCUACAGGGAACCAGGCAGAGGGCCUUCUCGGUGGUGGCACCCGCCCUGUGGAACGCCCUCCCAUCAGAUGUCAAAGAGAACAACAACUACCAGACUUUUAGAAGACAUCUGAAGGCAGCCCUGUUUAGGGAAGUUUUCCAAAGUAUUUCUUAUCAAUAAAAAAUUCAGUGUGGCGCGAGCAAAGCAGUUCCUCUGCCACUAAGCUAUUCCCUUUCCCUGUGUCAUGGUUCCAAUUUAACUAAGGGCAUAGGGCAUGUAAAGGUAAAGGGACCCCUGACCGUUAGAUCCAGUUGUGGCUGAUUCUGGGGUUGCUGCGCUCAUCUCGCUUUACUGGUCAAGGAAACCAGCGUACAGCUUCCGGGUCAUGUGGCCAGCAGACUAAGCCGCUUCUGGUGAACCAGAGCAGCGCACGGAAACACCAUUUACCUUCCCGCUGGAGCGGUACCUAUUUAUCUACUUGCACUUUGAGGUGCUUUCGAAUGGCCAGGUUGGCAGGAGCAGGGACCAAGCAACAGGAGCUCACCCCAUCGCAGGGAUUCGAACCGCCAACCUUCUGAUCGGCAAGCCCUAGGCUCUGUGGUUUAGACCACAGCACCACCAAUUGGUACACCUAGUUGACUGCAUGGAUUGGAAGCAGCUUUCCAGGGUUUCAAGCAGGGAUCUCUCCUAGACCUAAACCUUACCCAGAGAUGCCAGAUCAAGCACAGCAAAUUGGUGACAGGCCUCCCCCCCCCACCAGAAAAUACUGUAAUGCUUCUCAAAACAACACGUAAAGUUAGGGUUACAUCUGGACAUUACUGGGAUUUCAAAGGUGGAAUUUCCAAAAGGUGGCACUUUGUUCUGGAUUUUUUUUUGUUAAAAAACGGGUCUUCCUAAAAACUUUUGGGGUGUCCUGGUUUUUACUUUUUGAAAUAUGGCAACCCUAUGCAAAGUGAAACGAAGCUAUCCUUUAAAAUUUGCACUUCUCUGAAUUUUGCAAUUUGCACUUCUCUGAAUUUGCAAUGCGCUUCUCCGACACUUCGAAAUUGUAUAGAAAUGUGUAUAUUAGCGGAAAGCGUGCAUGAAAGUAACAUUAUCUACUAGGGGAAACUGCCUUGCAAAAAUGUGUAAAAUAAAUAUCAGGCAAGAUCACAAUAAAAUGUGUCUAUUUGGAGAUGCUGAACAUUUUUCACGCAAAAUUUUGUGCAUCUAGAAUCUGGGAGUUUUUGGUUCCCGUUAUCAUGAUGAGGUCUUUGUUGCAAAUGCCGAGUUGUGAAUGUGUGUGGCACUUUGCGGCUCAAACAACAAAUACAGUCCCUUGCCCCGAGGAGGAUACAAUCUAGAUGCUGACUAUGCAGCAGACUUUGACAGAAGGGGAAAGAUGGAGCAACUGUGGUUAAGAGGCCUAUAGAAAUAUCUUUGAGGCUGAGAAUAAAGACAGGGGAAAUAUGUCAAUUUAGAUUUCCACCAGGGCCUCACCUGCCCUCAUGUAAUUCUCUGUUCUCCUCCUUGACACGUCAGUUUGUGAUUUCUUUUACUUUUUUGUGGGGAGGAGGAAAGUCAUCGUGAAAAUUCACCAGCAUUUUAGUGAAGAUGUCUCCUAAAAUAAGAGGUAAUUUCCCCCUACAAUGUACAUUUUUGCAAAACAAGUUCCCCUGAGUUAAGGUGUUUCUGUGUGUUUUCUUUUCACCAGCAGAUGUAUGCUUUGGUAUAUGCAUUUUCGUGACUUGGCUGGGGAACUGCGGUGCCAAAUUCAGAGAACUGCAGAUUCUGAAGGCAGGAGUGACUUUUUUUUUAUUCGUGUAUUUGUUUCAGAAAGUGUGACUUUGGUAGGUAAAGGGUAAAGGGACCCCUGACCAUUAGGUCUAGUCGUGAACGACUGGGGUUGCGGCGCUCAUCUCGCUUUAUUGGCUGAGGGAGCCGGCGUACAGCUUCCAGGUCAUGUGGCCAGCAUGACUAAGCCGCUUCUGGCAAACCAGAGCAGCGCAUGGAAACGCUGUUUACCUUCCUGCCAGAGUGGUACCUAUUUAUCUACUUGCACUUUGAUGUGCUUUCGAACUGCUAGGUUGGCAGGAGCUGCGACUGAGCAAUAGGAGCUCACCCUGUCGUGGGGAUUCGAACCGCCGACCAUCUGAUCAGCAAGUCCUAGGCUCUGUGGUUUAACCCACAGUGCCACCCGCGUCCAUUGGUAGGUGUGAAUUAAUCCACGUUCUUCGCAGUUGUGAGUGACGACUCAGGAGGACGGGUAUCACUACAGUUCCCUGAGGGCUGAACACUCCAUUUCUGCAGAUCUCUCCCAGGUCCUUCCCCUUCCCUCUUCCCAUUCUGGGUCUGCAAAAUGUAUUUCUAAGAUGCCACCAUGCUGGAUCAGGCCAAAGAGAGUCCAUCUAGUCCACCCUCCUGUUCUCGAAGCGGCCAAUCAGGGGCCCAGCGAACAGCAGCAGAUCACUCCCCAUUUGUGAUGACCUGCAAUUAAUAUUCAGAGGAAAAGUGUGUGUGUGUAUAUACUAGGUGUCAGUUACUAAAAUAAAACCAGCCGCCUCUGGGAUAUGGCCUUCUGCCCGCCCCCAAAUUCUGCUUUCGGGAUCCAAAAUACUACAACCUAUUUUUAAAGCAUCUGUUGCGGACCUUUGCCUUUUGGGGGACAGAUCAGGUUGCAGAGGCUCAGCUGUCUCUAGGCUGCUGGCCACCAGCAAUUGAUGUCUUUUUCCCCUCGAUUAUCACGAGAAGGCAGGAGCUGCGGGCCGCUGGGGGAGUUUAUGGAGGAAGGCUGGCAGUUUCCCCGCAGGGGGAGUUUGACGAAGCAGCAUUCUAGUUCACAUCGAGGUAAGCAUUUUGGUUUAUUCUUUCUGAAUUUCAUUUCAUACAUGCACACACACACACACACACACACAUGGAAAGAGAUACAUACCACUUAGUUUUGAGAUAUCUACCAUUUUGAAUAUGUAUCCUCAGAGGGGAGCUGCCUCCUUUCUUGUGACAGCAGGUUGCAGUGGGUGAAAGAGGGGCACUCUGCACAUGCUCAAAGGCAUCUUCGUGCAUCGCUUCGUAUCUGUUUCUUUAAAGAAUCGGCUUGGCCAAAAGAUGAGACAGAGGUAGUGCUAAGUGGGCAAGGUUUAUGGAGAGGUAGAAAAGAGCACGUUUGGUAUAAAAUUAUGAUCUUAGUUGGUAUGCUUGUUAUUGCGUCAGGAUGGAAAGAAAAGGAUAAAUAGACAAUGGAAAAAUGGAAUGACUAUGUUUUUGAAUAUAUACAGUCUGAUAUAUUUGAGCAGGUAAUGACAGAAGAUACAUGGGAAAACAAACGUCAAAAUUUUUUGAACAAAUGGACAAGUUAUAGGAAUUGGAUAGCAUUGGGGGAAGCCAAACCAAGCAUUCAAAUUAGAAUGAAUAAUCUGUGCACAUGGUUAAAGAUUUGAAGAGAGAACAAUUUUUGGGGGAGGGAUUAAAGGAGAGGGAGGAAGGGGGAAAAAUUAGGAGAAAGGAGUAGGGACAAAAAUAUAUACCAUUAUGCAUAACUAAUUGGAGGAUGCAUGUUACGGUUAGAUUUUCGACGGAAUGAUUUUUUUGGUAAGUUAUUCGACAUCCCUGGAUGAAAGUGUGAUUAUAAAGAAGGGGGGGGGAAUGGUUUAUGGAGUGGUGUUUCAUUUAAAAAAAAGACCCCAAACCCCUGCUCCCUGAGUUAAUUCUUCCAGUUCCUUUUCCAAACAGAAACCAGAUGAAGGGGAGAAGAAAAUAGAAUGAGAGAGAGAGAGUGAGUGCAGCUGAAUAGGGUUAAUGACGCUCAAGGCAGGUGAUAUUCCAGGCCUUGGUGCUGAUUCAUUGAUGGCUUUCGAUGAUAGCAACUCACCUCCGUUCUCCACAAAGCAAAGCAUUUAUGUCAGUUGCUGCAACUCAGAGGGAAGAUGCAUUAAACCCAGUUUUGGCUUGCUGUUAUGAUCUUGAAGGUAUCCACUCUUCUUGAGAAAUGCCCAAAGGGGCAUCGCGUCAUCUACCUUCAGGGUGGUGGUGAAAUGCUGCAAUUUUAUUUCCGAGAAGGGCUACUGCUCUGUCGGCAGAGCACCUGCUUUGCAAGCAGAAGGUCCCAGGUUUGAAUCCCCACGGGGCAUCUCUAGAUGGGGCUGGGAGAGGACGGUGCCCGAAACCCUAUGCCAGGGUGUGUGGCAGGAGGGGAUGGCAAGUGUGGCAGGAAGAUUCAAGGGCAAUUAAAAAAGACAAACAUUUUAACAUUUCAUUGUAUGGUAGCUUAGUAUAGCAUGUGUUUGUCUGUGUGUAUACAGUGGUACCUCCGGUUGCGAACGGGAUCCGUUCUGGAGAUCCGGCCACAUCCCGAGGAAUUCACAACUGGAGGAUCACUUCUGUGCAUGUGUGCAUGGCGAAACCCAGAAAAAUACUUCUGGGUUUGCUGCGUUCGCAUCCCAAAGUUUAUGUAUCUAGACGGUUAUGUAAGCGGAGUACGACUCUCUCUCUCUCUCUCUCUCUGUGUAUAUAUAUAUAUAUAUAUAUAUGGAUAUACAAGCAGACAAGGUGAGCUCCCAUUGCUUGGUCCCUGCUCCUGCCAACCUAGCAGUUCGAAAGCACGUCAAAGUGCAAGUAGAUAAAUAGGUACCACUCCCGCGGGAAGGUAAACGGCGUUUCCGUGCGCUGCUCUGGUUCGCCAGAAGUGGCUUAGUCAUGCUGGCCACAUGACCCGGAAGCUGUACGCCGGCUCCCUUGGCCAGUAAAGCGAGAUGAGUGCCACAACCCCAGAGUCGGCCAUGACUGGACCUAAUGGUCAGGGGUCCCUUUACCUUUACCUUUUAUAUUUUCAGGACAGACACCGUCCAACCAGUUGAAGGAAGUCUUCUCCCUGCUAAGCAUUUUAGGGGAGGGGUUAUUACCAGUCAAACCUGGUGCAAUCCUCAAAAACAGCAAGUUCUCCAAAAAUUGCCACCUACCCAAAUUUCACCAAAUGUGCAAAUCAAAGUUCAUGCCAGAAACUUUGUAUUGUUUUUAUUUUGAAAAGAAAAGGGGCGAGUGCAAGACUCGCAAUCAGAAUCAUGCCCAUUGACUUCAGGCAGGUGCCUUCUUCGCUGUAUUCUUUGUGGCUCCCGCUGAAAACAUUGCCAUUUGGGGAAAGCCUAUUUGAACAAGCAGAACGUUGACAUGUGGUAGUUAACUUGGUUUUGUUUUUUUAUAGCUUAUCCUUGAUUUUAAUUACAUUUUGAAUAUUUUAAAUGGUUUUUUAAAAAAACUUUAUUCUUUUUUAUAAACUGUUGUGAAGUUCCUUUUCUUAAAAAUAAAAAAUCAAGUGGUAUAUAAAUGAAUUGAAAAUCAAUCCAUCAUGCAGAUGUAUGUUUGGUAUAGAAUCUGUCUUUUCUGUCUUUUUCUACGUUUCUGAGCACAAUUCAGAGUGUUGGUGCUGACCUUUAAAGCCGUAAACGGCCUCGGCCAUACCUGAAGGAGCGUUUCCUCCUUCCAUCGUUUGGCCCGGACAUGGAGGUCCAGCUCCGAGGGUCUUCUGGCGGUUCCCUCCCUGCAAGUAGAGAGGUUACGUGGAACCAGGCAGAGGGCCUUCUCGGUGGUGGAACCCGCCCUGUGGAACGCCCUCCCAUCAGAUGUCAAAGAGAAAAACAACUACCAGACUUUAAGAAGACAUCUGAAGGCAGCCCUGUUUAGGGAAGUUUUUAAUGCUUGAUGUUUUAUUGUGUUUUAUAUAUUCUAUCGGGAGCUGCCCAGAGUGGCUGGGGAAACCCAGCCAGCUGGGCGGGGUAUUAAUAAAUUAUUAUUAUUAUUACAAUUAUUAUUUGGCUUUUCUUCCAGACAACCACUGAAAGAAAGAAGGAAGCAAUGAGAACGGAGGGAGAGGAACAAUCUGGGUAAGAAACGUUCCUAAACUCUGGAUGGAUUGGAAUGGGGAGACUCGCCUGCUCCAUGAGGCCGGGACGCUCGCCGAAUGCUGGUUUCAUCAUUAAAGCACUCUUCCUUCUCCUGCUUUGUAGACAUGGUAAGGACUCGACACGCCAUUGGCUGGAUCCAGAAGACUCUUCUGCUAUACAGUGGUACCUUGGGUUAAGUACUUAAUUCGUUCUGGAGGUCUGUUCUUAACCUGAAACUGUUCUUAACCUGAAGCACCACUUUAGGUAAUGGGGAUUCCUGCUGCCGCCGCGCCACCAGAGCAUAAUUUCUGUUCUCAUCCUGAAGCAAAGUUUUUAACCCAAGGUACUAUUUCUGGGUUAGCGGAGUCUGUAACCUGAAGUGUAUGUAACUUGAAGCACCUGUAACCCGAGGUACCACUGUACCUGUUUAAACCAGCCCUUUAUUCAAUCAAUCAAUCAAUCAAUCAAUCAAUCAAUCAAUUCUUUAUUAGGCAUACACAUUAUAAAUCAAACACAGUAUACAGAUUGCGGAAAAUAUGAAUUCAGCAUAACAAUUUGCAUAAAUAAAACAAUAUAACACUACCACAUCACCGACAAUUCAAGAACCACUAAAUCUCUCUAUAAUGGCCCAGUCUUUCCUCAUGGACAGCACUCAAAAAUUUAGCCACUAUUAAAGUGAUUUGAUCAUUCCUGUCCAAGAGCAGGCCCUGAACCGUUGGCAGCAUAGAACCGAGCCUGUUAGAUUGUAAGGCCUCUAACAAUUGUCUUCUGGCAUAAAUGCCAAAAUCACAAGAAAAGAAAAUAUGCUCCAACGUAUCAGGUUCCUGCCUACCACAUUUGCAGAGACGCUCUGCUUCUGGGAGAGCUAAAUAUCUUCCUCUUACUAUCAUCAAGGGAAACAUAUUAAAUCUCCAGCCCUUUAUUCAGAACCACAAGGACUGGGAAACUGGAUAUUAUUUUUAGGACUGGAUAUUAUUUUUAGGGCAAGGACUGUAGCUCAGUGAUUGUACGAGUGUGUUGCUGAAUUCUCCACAGUUAUCUUUGCAAGGAAGGAGGGUGAAACAAGGGGUCCCCACCCCCCACUCAGCUGCCCCACGUGAUCCAGUGGAUCCCUGCCAGCAUGGCACUGCAAUGAACACUGAACUGUUUUAUAUGUCGGAAGAAUUUAGUCUUAUAACUUAUAAUUUAUUACCUUUUAAAGUACCUUUUUUUAAAAAAAAAGCAGAGUCCUUUUCAUUGGGGAUAAUUCAGAGGGAAAUUCCCAGGUGUCAAAAAAGACUAUUUAAGUCUGCCACUACUGCGGCCCAUGUUUUGUUAGCUCAAAAAUGGAAAAUGAGUGAGGUCCCAACCAAAGAAGAGUGGCAACUUAAACUGACAGAAUACGUGCAGCUUGCAGAUUUAACAUAUAGAAUAAGAGAACAAGAAGAGUGUACGUUUAAAGAAGACUGGAAAAUGCUUACUGAAUACAGUAUAUGGAGAAAAUUGUGUUCAUUUAAAAACUCUGGUAGCAUUAAGAUAAAUUCAACAGGGAAAAGAAGUUUUGAUGGAAGUAAUAAUGGAUUAGUGAAUAGUUUAGUUUAGGGGUCAGCAAACGUUUUCAGCAGGGGCCAUUCCACUGUCCCUCAGACCUUGUGGGGGGGCCGGACUAUUUUUUUUUUUUUUGGGAGGGGUGAAUGAACAAAUUCCAAUGCCCCACAAAUAACCCAGAUUUUAAAUAAAAACACAUUCUACUCAUGUAAAAACACCAGUCAGGCCCCACAAAAUAACCCAGAGAUGCAUUUUAAAUAAAAGGACACAUUCUACUCAUGUAAAAACACACUGAUUCCCGGACCGUCUGCGGGCCAGAUUUAGAAGGUGAUUGGGCAAGAUCCGGCCCCCGGGCCUUAGUUUGCCUACCCCUGGUUUAGUUCAUGUAAAACAUGCAGGGAUGUAUGGUAUGCAAAAUGAACCACGGAAAGAGAAGAAGGGAAGUCAUUGGUUUAAAGCUGUUUGAAUGAAUAUUUUGAAAUGUAAAUCAGAACGUUUUACCUGACUCUGAUCUUCACAGCUGUUUUAUUCCUUUCUCUUCCUACCGUUACCAUCGUUGCUAUUUGGGUCCUGCCCUGCAGCAUAUUCCCACUGCAAGAUCUUGCGCUGCAACUCCGAGUACGUGGCCGCCACGCUCAACUUGCGUGGCCCCAACAAGCACGCCAGCUACUGCAACACCCUGCGCUCCUACUCCCGCUGCACUCGCAGGACGGCCCGUAACUGCCGUGGGGACCUCGCCUACCACUCUGCCGUCCACGGCAUUGAGGACCUCAUGAUCCAGAACAAGUGCUCCAAAGAGGGGCCCACUUCGCCGCGGCGACCCCCUGCGCCACCCCCUGCACACCAGGGUUUGGAACCCCCAGAGAUCUGCGAUUACGAGAAGAGCUUUUCCCGGAAGCACAACAGACCCCCCACGUACCAGCACUGCGCCACGUUUGGGGACCCCCACGUACGGACCUUCAGCGACGAGUUCCACACAUGCAGAGUGGAAGGUUCCUGGCCGCUCCUGGACAACAACUAUUUGUUUGCUCAAGCGACGAGCUACCCUGUCUUGAAAGGAUCAAACGCAACAGCUACUAGCAAGGUAAGAAACGGUGACCUCUACAGGUGUCCCAUUAAAGUUUCCCAUGGCUUGUUUCAUUGGUGGUGUGACCAGGGAGGUAGCCUCAUAAUUACUAUGGGUAUUUCUAACAAAUUGCAUCUGUGGCAUUUGCCCUCCUAGGUGUGCUGGUCCCGUGGGUUUCCGUGAGGCGAGGUCCGAGUCCAGUCCGAGGGAGCAGUGUUGAGGCCGUCCGUCAAAGCUGAAGCAGGGUCCAAGGCAGGGAGUCGGGUGAGGUCAGGAGAUCUGGCAGGACAGGGUGCAGGCAGGAACUGGCUACCAACAACGUUGGUCCCGGGGCUGGCUGGCUUUUAUCUGCCCCGAGGCAUAGGGCGGCCCCAGUCCACAGGUGGCUCGCCUCUUCUGGCCUGGAGGCGAGCACUCCUCCUGCGGGAACUUAGUUCCCUUCGCCUCUCUGCCCUGAGCCUCUGCAGCUCAGGAGAGGCUGGAGGGUUACUGGACCCAGAGGCAACCUCAGCCUCCCCCGACGGGGCUGAGAGUGGAGCACCAGGAGGCAAUGGGUCCUCCAUCACCUCAGGAGCCAGAGCAGACUCAGCUGGUGCCUGCACCUGAGGAUCCAGCACAGGUGAGGACCCUUCAGGCUCAGGCCCCAGCCCCAACUCAGCUGGUUCUAGAGGCGGGGAAUCCUGUGCAGGCUGGGAUUCCUCAGGUUCAGCCCCCAAGUCCGAAUCCCAGGCCAUCACACUAGGAGUGUGACAUCAUACUGGGUUCAUAGGGAAAGGGUUAACUAAUUGUAAAAUGACUAACCAAUGGGAACCCAGGGGGAGGAGUUAGAGUUAGGGUGGAGAAGACAGUCUAGAGUUAGAAGAGACAGAUAAGGUAAGUCUGGGUUGGGCUAGUCUGGUGUGAGAGAGUGAGAGAAUUUGUUAAGAGACGUCAGUCAAACAGUUGAGAUAAUCAGUCAGAAGGUAUUGGCUGGUAAAGAAACUAAAGUUAAGAUACUGACACGAAUAUCAUCGGAGAAACAAUAAAAUUGUUAAUGUCUGUAAAAAAAACUUGGGGGUUUUUUUGGUUCAUUUUUAACAACUGUCUGGACUCAGUGUUUUACCAGAGAGUAACUGGUUGGUGGCAGCAGGGAAGCAAGCACAGUGGUGGCACAGGGAUCAAUAGACCGUUAAAUGUCUGGGGACCCUGUGUGAUCACCACAGUAUCUAAGAUUUCAACACUGUAUAUAUCAGAACCGGCCAGGGGUGGGGUUCAUAUGGGGCUCACUCCUCCCACUGGACUGGAUAGCCAGGGCCUUCCAAGUCUUCUCUCGCCUCUUCUAGGGGGAGGAGACCCUCCAGAUCUGGCAGAGCUAAGGAUGGCCCUGAAAAAACACAAGCAAAGCGUAGUCACCAUGCCCCAUACAAAAAAUUAUGCCACAGGAGACACAUUCGGAAGUUACACAACACCACACUUACAUCUCCGUUGAAACCAGGGAUGGAUCUACACUGAACUGUUUUAACGUUAUGAGAAAGAUAUUAAAUAUAAUUCAGGCACGUCCAUCUCCCAAGAGACUGCGAUGUACUCCCAGUAUAUAAAAAAACUGGCAGUGAUCUACCGAUUGUCACUGGAGGGAGGAGAAGCGUGCGUGGGGUGUGUGUGCAGGGGGAGGAUUGCCCAGAGUUUUUGAGCUUUUUAAAGGGGGGGCUGCCCAGGGUUGUUUUGGGAAUGAUCCCGCGAUCUGCCACGAGCAGCCGGGGAUCUUUCGGUAGAUCACGAUCUAGUGGUUGGACAUGCCUGACAUAUAUCAUUCUAAAAUAUCACAGGGCAUGCUUGUUAAUUAAAGCGGGUUUUAGCUUUCUUUUUUUCCCUCUUUGAAAAGCUGUCUCCCUACUGCUGAUGGCUGGUUGCUCUGCGCAGCCCACCUGUGUUGCAUUUUAAUAGCGUGUUAUGAACGUUAAAAGUAGGACGUCAUGUGUCCAUAUAUGUUAUCAAAACCCUUAUUUAACGUUAACGUUAUUUAACGGUGGGUGGAUGUCCUCCGGUUUACAGAAAUUAAUGGCAAGUACCAAUUUUUGUUUUUGCCAAUGAAUAUUCUAUGAAUAGGGUGCAGCAGAGCAGGAUUCUCUAAGGACAGGGCUGGUUUUCUCUGCAGCAGAACAAAUACGAACAACCCUCCGCAGUGCCUUUCUCCCAAAUGCAGUGUCAGCCGAGGAAAACUCUGCCUGUUUCAUAAUUCUUUGCAAAAGUAUGAGCAGAGGCCCAAGUGGCUGCCCUGCAGAUGUCAACAACCGAGAAACUGCCUAGGGCUGAUGCUACCACUUCCCUUAAGGAGCGACGAAUCCCCUAGGAGGACUCUUCAAGUUCGUACAGGGACAACUAGAGAGCAGGAGAAGAGAGAUACCUGAGAGGACAUAUGUUCUGAAGUACACGGGGCUCUUGGAUGGCCAUCUGUCAGAGAUUCCUUAGCUGGGAUUCCUGCAUUGCAGGGGCUGGACCAGAUGACCCUCGGGGUCCCUUCCAACUCUAUGAUUCUCUGAUUCUCUGAAUCUCUCUCUCUCUCUCUCUCUCUCUCUCUCUCUCUGUGUGUGUGUGUGUGUGUGUGUAAAGGACCCCUGACAGUUAAGUCCAGUCAUGGAUGACUCUAGGGUUGUGGCGCUCAUCUCGCUUUACUGGCCGAGGAAGCCGGUGUUGGUCCGCAGACAGUUUUCCCAGGUCAUGUGGCCAGCAUGACUAAGCCACUUCUGGCGAAACCAGAGCAGCGCACGGAAAUGCCGUUUACAUUCCCACCGGAGCGGUACCUAUUUAUCUACUUGCACUUUGUGCUUUCAAACUGCUAGGUUGGCAAGAGCUGGGGCAGAGCAAUGGGAGUUCACCCCGUCACGGGGAUUUGAACUGCCAACCUUCCAAUCGGCAAGCACUAGGCUCAGUGGUUUAGACCAGAGUGCCACCCGCGUCCCGUGUGUGUGUGUGUAUGUAUAUGCAUAUGUAUUUAUACACACAGAUACACAUACCCACUACCCACAAACAUACAAAAUUCCUCCUGAAAAAUCUGUCAGGGUUUCAGUGUGCAUUUCUCUUGCCUGCACACAUUUUUGAAAAAUAAUAAAUGGGUCAGCUCACAGCUUUCACACUCCCAGGGAAGAUUAAGUGGCUUGGCCACACAUGGAGAGCAUGAAAUAGUGCUGUGGUCUAAACCACUGAGCCUCCUGGGCUUGCAAAUCAAAAGGUCGGCGGUUCAAAUCCCCAUGAUGGAGUGAGCUCCCAUUGCUCUGUCCCAGCCAGCCUAGCAGUUCGAAAGCACACCAGUGCAAGUAGAUAAAUAGUCACAACUGCGGCAGGAAGGUAAACAGCGUUUCCAUGCACUCUGGUUUCCAACGUCCCAUUGCUCCAGAAGCGCUUUAGUCAUGCUGGCCACAUGACCCGGAAAGCUGUCUGUGGACAAACACCGGCUCCCUUGGCCUGAAAGUGAGUCGAGCCUCUCAACCCCAUAGUCGCCUUUGAUUGGACUUAACCAUCCAGGGGUCCUUUACCUUACCUUUUUACCUCUCUCUUUUCAGCUCACCAUCAUAUUCAAGAACAUGAAGGAGUGCAUAGACCAGAAAGUCUACCAGGCGGAGAUCGACAACCUGCCGGCGGCUUUCGAGGACGGAUCCACGAACGGGGGCGAGAAGCCUGGAGGGAAAAGCUUGAGCAUCAAUGAGCGCACACCCGGUCAGCACGUGGAGAUCCUCGCCACCUACAUCGGCACCACCAUUGCCGUGCGCCAGGCAGGGAGGCAGCUCUCUUUCUCCAUCCGGGCGGCCGAGGACGUGGUGCGCUCCUUCACGGAGGAGCAGGACCUUCAGCUGUGUGUGGGAGGCUGCCCUCCCAGCCAGCGCAUCUCCCAGACCGAAUGCUGCUGCAGCAACGGAGCCAUCCCCGCGCAGAAGGCCCAGCUCCUGUGCAAGGAGAAGCUGCCGGUGGAGGACGUCUACUUCCAGUCGUGCGUCUUUGACGUGGUGACAUCGGGAGACGUCAACUUUACGCUGGCUGCGCACGCUGCCUUGGAGGACGCCAAAGUCUUCCACCCGGACGCCAAGAAGCACCACCUCUUCCAAAGCGACACAGCUUGCUUGUCCCAUUGCUCGGCCUUCCUCCUCGCCAUCACAUUGGUCCUUUCAGCGUUGCAGCUACACUUCUGAAGGUUUCUGGGGACUGGUGGAAAGUUGUAUGGUGCUAGUUUGAGAGGAUAGUGAAUGGGGUUGACUCCCCCAGAGGUAUGGCCGUCAGCAAACAUGGGACAGGACAAACUGUAAAGCUGUAAGAAUCUGGGAUGGAUGGAAGCAGGGCACCCUGACCUUUAAAGCUUUAUUAGGGAGAGGAAAAGCUGAGAGUGGAAAUGGACAAAUCUGUUGAUUUUGACCUCUCCGCUCCUCAUUCCUCAAAUCUUAAAUCCAGCGUGUCACACUUCCACACCAUUUUUUAUUUAUUUAACAAAUCCUCAUGAAAAUUUGUCAGCGUUUUGGUGAGAAUUUCUCCUAAUAUGCACAUUGUUUUUGCAAGCAAUUACUAGGAAUGCAUUCUUGUACACUUUUUUACCAAAGUAUGCACACUUUUCACCCUAGCAGAUGCAUAUUUGUAUACUUUUUCUUUGUUAGACAGCUGCAUCGCAAAAUUUGGAGAAGUAUGGAUUUCUAAUGACAUCUGUGCUUCAGUUGGCGUAUUAUUUGGUGCUGCAAGUGGCGAAUAUAGGGCGGAACAGAGAAUUAUGUCUGCUUACACUCUUAGUGUGUGUGCCCCAUGUUCUGCCUGACACCCUGUUAAGCUCGCCUGCUCGUCUCAGGUACAGUGAAGGUCAUGGCACCAUCUCUAGCACUGAAGUCAUCUCUAGUCAACUGCCAAUCCAACAGCCUUCUCUACAUGAACCAGAAGGGGGACACCAUCUUGGGUUAUUUUUGAAGGGGAUUGGACUAGACAACCUUUUGGGUGCCUUCCAACUCUACAAUGCUAUGAUUCUCCUCCAUCUCAGGCAGCAAAAUGGCUUCGGUAGUCUUGAAUCAACAAAUCUCAAUGUAGCAUGCCCAGGAGAACAUUCCUCUCUGGAGUGAGCCCUGACAUCGUGGCCUGUUGACUCCAGGACAAGCCUACUGAUAUGAGGAAGACUAAUACUAAGGGACGCGGGUGGCGCUGUGGUCUAAACCACAGACCCUAGGACUUGCUGAUUGGAAGGUCAGCAGUUCGAAUCCCCGUGACAGGGUGAGCUCCUAUUGCUCGGUCGCAGCUCCUGCCAACCAAGCAGUUUGAAAGCAUGUCAAAGUGCAAGUAGAUAAAUAGGUACCGCUCUGGUGGGAAGGUAAACGGUGUUUCCACGCGCUGCUCCGGUUCGCCAGAAGCGGCUUAGUCAUGCUGGCCGCAUGACCCGGAAGCUGUACGCUGGCUCCCUUGGCCAAUAAAGCGAGAUGAGUGCCGCAAUCCCAGAGUCGUCCACGACUGGACCUAAUGGUCAGGGGGCCCUUUACCUUUACCUUUACUCUUAUACUAGGGGACGGGGUGGUGCUGUGGUCUAAACCACAGAGCCUAGGGCUUGCUGAUCGGAAGGUCGGCAGUUUGAAUCCCCAUGAUGGGGUGAGCUCCUGUUGUUCAGUCCCAGCUCCUGCGCACCUAGCAGUUUGAAAGCACGUCAAGUGCAAGUAGAUAAAUAGGUACCGCUCCAGGUGGGAAGGCAAAUGGUGUUUCCGUGCACUGCUCUGGUUCACCAGAAUCGAUUUAGUCAUGCUGGCCACAUGACCCGGAAGCUGUCUGCGGACAAAUGCUGGCUCCCUCAGCCUAUAGAGCGAGAUGAGCGCGGAACCCCAGAGUCGUCUGCGACUGGACCUAACGGUCAGGGGUCCUUUUACCUUUACUCUAAUACUGCUGAUGUGUGCAUUGCAACCUUAGGCCCAUAUAACGUGUGCUGAUUGAAACCUACUGGAUCUGAUCGGGGAGGGAAAUUAUUAAGGAAUGUAAAUAAGAAAGGGGGGGGGAAAUGAUUAAUAUAUUAAAGCUGAAGACUUUAAGAGAGGUUGCAUUUGUCCGUGGAGACUGUGAAUGUAAUCUGCUGAUGGUGUCAUUGGUAUCCGUUAUUGAUGUUGCAUGGAAGUGUCAUUCCACGCCAAAUCACUUGGUGCCAUGUGCUCUCGCGACUCAAUUUUUUUUUAGGUUGAGAGAUAACCUCAAAUUAUUUUUUUAAAGAUUUUUUGGUCCAUCAUUGACCAUAUCGCAUGUAUUGGAAACAAAAUAGCUUUGACCAUAUCAUUGCAGAAGUGUUUUACACAAUAAAAUGAGUAAGGGCUCUGAGAUGUAUUUUGUUUUUAUUAAAUAAUCAAUAAAACUGAAUUUUUAAACUAUAUUAGAUGACAUUGUAACAUAAGAGGGUACAAUUUCAACUAUUCUCACAAAUGUGUGAGUUAUUUCAGGCUCAAAGAGACCUUAAACCUGUACAAAUAAUAUUUUUUUGUAAAAAAUAUUCUUCAAAAUCAAUUUAUUUUAUUGACACAAAAACACCCUCCUUAUUUUUAAAACAUAACAAGUACAUGGUUAGCCCAUUCUACAAAAAAGUAUGAAACAUGUGCUAGUUGUGGUUUGUGUGCUAUGGCUUAUCGAAUCUGUUGUUGUUUAGUCGUGUCCGCCUCUUUGUGACCCCCUGGACCAGAGCAUGCCAGGCCCUCCUGUCUUCCACUGCCUCCUGCAGUUUGGUCAGACUCAUGUUUGUAGCUUCAAGAACACUGUCCCACCAUCUCGUCCUCUGUCGUCCCCUUCUCCCUGCGCCCUCCAUCUUUCCCAACAUCAGGGUCUUUUCCAGGGAGUCUUCUCUUUUCAUGAGGUGGCCAAAGUCUUGGAGCCUCAGCUUCACGAUCUGUCCUUCCAGUGAGCACUCAUGGCUGAUUUCCUUCAGAAUGGAGAGGUUUGAUCUUCUUGCAGUCCGUGGGACUCUCAAGAGUCUCCUCCAGCACCAGAAUUCAAAAGUAUCAAUUCUUCGGCGAUCAGCCGGGAAUAAAAUCUACCGGGAAUAAAAUGACAAAAAUUCACUUUGAAUGGUUGGUGACCCUUUUCUGUGGCACUUAAUACCAUUUUUAUACCUUAUUUUGGAAAGAUGUGGAAAGAGACCACAAUUAGCUUUCUUUUGAUACCAAAAUAAGCCCAGUUGAAAAAUAAGUGAAACAGGAGGUUUUCUCUAAACUGACAGAGAAAUUGCAUUAGCCUAAAUCACUCAAAAAUCGAAAUUAUCAAAAAAAUUAUCCUGCACCCAAAUUUGGACCAAAAAUCUAAAAAAAUUAAUUUGAGGUUAUCUCAUAGCUAUCUACAUAGCUACGAGCUAUCUUAUAGCUAUUUUUUUUUGAAGAAAAUCUGAGUUGUGAGAGCACGGUCAAAUAUUAAAAUCAGUUGAUUUGGCGUGGAAUGACCUGGAAACUAAAAGGGGAAGAAGAAUGAGUGUGUGUGUUUGUGUGUGUGGUGACGUAGCCUGCAAUGAAUUUCUAGAUUUUGAUUCCUUCAAGCCACGUCACGUCACAAUGAUUGGGUACGAGGCAUAUUCCCAUAUUGUGCUCUCUCCAAACCUGCCUCCAGCACUGACAGUGUUUGCUUCUGAACUGCUUCCGUACGGCCUCCGUUAAUCCUCAAGUGUUUGGCAUUAAAAAUACAUCUAUUUUUGAAGCCUUC